CUUGCACGAAUGCACCCUCCAUGGAAGCCUAGGACCCAUAAAAAACAAACACUAACAGCAGGGAGCACCGGGAAGAGACUGGUGUCGGGAUUCAUCUUGCGCACACCGUGCGUAAAAGGCGCUCUGUAACUCUCGGUGUUGCUUUUGGUGUUUCAUAUUCAAGGUCGCGGUGAGAUUAAAUCAUGCUGAAAAUGACCGAGGAGCACGACAAGUGUGUGGGCGAGCAACCGUGCAGCCCCUCGGGCACAAACAGCUCCAUGUCUCAGGAUGAAUCCGACUCUGACGCACCGUCCUCGCCGACGGGCUCCGACGGCCAAGCGUCACUGCUCGCCGGUUUGGCUAAGAAGUUGGACUCGGAGGACGACGAUCGAUUCCCGGCUUGCAUACGGGACGCAGUCUCUCAGGUUCUGAAGGGAUACGACUGGUCCCUGGUGCCCAUGCCGGUGAGAGGGAACGGGUCCUUGAAGAGCAAACCGCACGUCAAGAGGCCCAUGAAUGCCUUCAUGGUCUGGGCCCAGGCUGCUCGCAGGAAGUUGGCGGACCAGUACCCGCACCUGCACAAUGCCGAACUCAGCAAGACACUUGGGAAACUGUGGCGUUUGCUUUCUGAGAGCGAGAAGAGGCCGUUUGUGGAUGAAGCAGAGCGUCUGAGGGUUCAGCAUAAGAAAGAUCACCCGGACUACAAGUACCAGCCCAGGCGACGGAAGAAUGUUAAACCGGGCCAAAGCGACUCGGACUCUGGCGCCGAGCUGGCCCAUCAUCACAUGUAUAAAGCCGAACCGGGGAUGGCGGGACUGGCAGGGAUGUCUGACGGGCACCACCAUCCUGAACAUGCCGGACAGCCCCACGGUCCCCCGACACCGCCCACCACCCCCAAAACGGACCUGCACCACGGCGCCAAGCAGGACCUAAAGCACGAAAGCCGUCGCCUGGUCGACAGCAGUGGCGGCGGCAGACAAAACAUCGACUUCAGCAACGUGGACAUCUCCGAGCUCAGCACCGACGUCAUCAGCAACAUGGAGACGUUUGACGUGCACGAGUUCGACCAGUACCUCCCCCUGAACGGCCACGCCUCCUCAGUCUCCGCCGCCUUAUCUUCAGAACACGGUCAGGCCCCGGCGACCCCCUCCUACGGCUCCUCCUACGGCGGCUGGAGUCGCAAGAACGCCGUGACCUCCUCGUCACCCGAAGCGGCCCAGCACCGCCUCCAUAUCAAAACGGAGCAACUGAGCCCGAGUCACUACAGCGACCACUCGCCGUCGCACCCCGAUUACGCCCCCUACAACACCCAGGCCUGCGUCACCACCUCGGCGGCCUCCUUCCCGGCCUCCCAGUGUGACUAUACCGACCUCCAGAGUUCCAACUAUUACAACCCGUACUCCAGCUACCCGUCCACCCUUUACCAGUACCCUUACUUCCACUCCCCACGGCGGCCUUACAGCAGCCCCAUCCUCAAUAGCCUGUCCAUGGCGCCUGCUCACAGCCCCACCGCCCCCAGCUGGGACCAGCCCGUCUACACCACACUGACCCGACCUUAGAGCCGGAAAGGACGUUGGGUCCGAGUACGACUAACGAAGGAAGAAAUGAAAAAGUGCCUGCUGAUUUUAUACAAAACUCUUAUCUUUGCAACACUUCUUACAGACUUUUGUACACCAAGAGAAACAUUGGUGGCGCCUCCGUGAGGACGUAUUAACGCCAAUACGCCGAAAUUGUGUACAGUUUUUUUUUCAUGCACUUAAAACCUCUUUUACACAGGAGUGAUUUUUUUUUUUUACCGUCACAGCAAUUUUCCAUCUCGGUACAUAGACUCAGAGCUGUAACAGAGCCGGGACACGCCUGUGUGAAAGGAUAUUAUGUAUAGUUUAAUUUUCUUAUUGUGCUGUGUGAAGACUUGCCUUUGCUGGAUUCUGCGUAAAAGGCAAAAAUGGUUUCUGCUAUGGUGACGAUGUUGCAAGAAAGGGGCAUGGCGUCCUGUAGAUUAACCGCAUCCGAUCCGUGGCGACUGCGUGUGAUUAUACACAGGACAACUGUCAAACCUGUCAAGGUUGACAUCCUGUAUAAAAAAUUGCUGUCAACAACAACAGGACCAGAGAAGUGACUGUUCACACUUUCCGACAUUCCCUUUCUCACAGGCGACGUCCUGCCUCUGUUGUGGCUCUGACGAAUACCUCUGAAAGUGGAAUACGUUCCUUUUGUGGCGUUCAUACAGAACAGAAGUUUUGUUUGAAAGGGGCUAGAGUGACCAUUCUCCAAUCGGAUCACGGGAAGCUUUUCCCUUUCACACAGGCAUCGCACUAGCUGUUGAUGUAGGCAGAAUAUUCCAUCCAUUCCACGUUUGUGCCGUUAAUAUGCAAGGGAACGCUGGAAAGGAAUAUUGGCGGGAUGACUUUUUGACAUAGAAAUAAAUCCCGACCGGAAGAUUCUGUGUAAAAGGGGCUUUAGAGGUUUAAUCAUUGUGAAUUUUGGCUCAAGUCUUAACAAAACCUAUGAAUCUUAAAGUGGAAAAGUCUUUAUACAUAUAUAUAAAUAUAUAUUUAUGUUCAUGCAUUAUGGGUUUAUUUCCUAGUGUUAUUUUUAUUUUUUUGUGGCUUGGAUUAAAACACUUAAAAUAGGUGGCAGUGCAGAUAUCAUUCCAUUAAAGACAGAAUUCCAGAAAGGGCGGCGUUCCUUGAUUGCGGGCGACGGGCAAAGGGGGACGAAACAGGUGUCGGCAAGCUGCGCCUGGCAAAUUGCGAUUAGUCAUGAUGGGAAGGGUAAAGGAAAUGGGGUAAAAUAACACCGCCGGCUAUGAGUGACGCGUCAGCUGGAGCGACACAUGGUGUGUGUGUGUGUGUGUGUGUGUGUGUUCAUGUGCAAAUUCUAUAUGUAAAUGUUUGAGUCCAUUUCCUGCAGGGAGACUUUUGACCCGAUCGCCCAUUUUUUUUUUUUUU
Molecule: messenger RNA, 2930 nt
Organism: Doryrhamphus excisus (bluestripe pipefish)
Lineage: Eukaryota; Metazoa; Chordata; Actinopteri; Syngnathiformes; Syngnathidae
Gene: sox8a
Product: SRY-box transcription factor 8a
Biological process (GO): morphogenesis of an epithelium; negative regulation of transcription by RNA polymerase II; neural crest cell development
Cellular component (GO): nucleus
Molecular function (GO): RNA polymerase II cis-regulatory region sequence-specific DNA binding; DNA-binding transcription factor activity, RNA polymerase II-specific
Source: RefSeq, a predicted model, not a curated record